Molecule: messenger RNA, 591 nt
Organism: Pelobates cultripes (western spadefoot toad)
Lineage: Eukaryota; Metazoa; Chordata; Amphibia; Anura; Pelobatidae
Source: the annotation of a GenBank genome assembly
AUGUAUUCAGAUAAUUGUGGUUCUUAUAAUACAAAUAUCAGCUGGGCAAAAUUACCAGACUCAGACCCCCCAUUCCAGACUCAGUGCCCCCCAUUACCAGACCCAGACCCCCCAUUCCAGACUCAGUGCCCCCCAUUACCAGACCCAGACCCCCCAUUCCAGACUCAGACUCCCCAUUCCAGACUCAGUGCCCCCCAUUACCAGACCCAGACCCCCCAUUCCAGACUCAGUGCCCCCACACCAGACCCAGACCCCCAUUACCAGACCCAGACCCCCAUUCCAGACUCAGUGCCCCAUUCCCAGACUCAGACCCCAUUCCAGACUCAGUGCCCCCAUUACCAGACCCAGACCCCCAUUCCAGACUCAAUUGCCCUCCAUUCCAGACUCAGACCCCCAUUCCAGACUCAGUGCCCCCGGCCCAGACCCAGACCCCCCAUUACCAGACCCAGACCCCCAUUGCAGACCCAGACCCCCAUUCCAGACCAGACUCCCAUUCCAGACUCAGUGCCCUCCAUUCCCAGACUCAGUGCCCCCCAUUCAAGACUCAGUGCCCCCCAUUACCAGACCCAGACCCCCCAUUCCAGACUCUGA